GAAACCAUUUGUGGAUCAGGUGGAAUUCUGGGAUUUUGGCCUGACUUCAAGAUCCCAAAGCGUGUUAUUUUCUCUGUUUCUUUCCUCCAGCCAGAAAAACUGUUACAUCAGCCUUCAUUUCCUUUCUCUCUCUCUCUUUUCCAUUCCCAGAAAGUCCUUGCAAGGAAGAGGUCAGCGACUUGUAGUGCUGAAUGCAUCAACUUACAGUAGAUGUGGAAUAUUCCAUCAAACGGAUGGUUUCCUAAUCAGGAGAGAAGACAUUACAAAAGUGUGCAGAGAAGGGAUGAAGGUGAUGAAGGUUCCACAGCUCUCACACCAUGUAUACCUUAUCCUACUGGUUGCCUCUGUACGAUCUCAAGUCAACCCAGAAAUGUGUCGAUAUCCUCUCGGUAUGACCGGUGGGCAGAUUCAGGAUGAGGACAUCUCUGCCUCCAGUCAGUGGUCUGACUCAACUGCAGCAAGAUUUGGCAGACUUGACUUAGAUAACGGAGACGGUGAUGGGGCCUGGUGUCCUGACAUCAUGACAGAGCCAGAUGGCUUCAAGGAGUAUCUCCAGGUGGACCUGCGUUCACUGCACUUUAUCACACUGGUGGGCACCCAAGGUCGCCAUGCUGAUGGCAUGGGUAAUGAGUUUGCCCAGCGAUACAGGAUCAAGUACAGCCGUGACGGCAGCAAUUGGGUGGGCUGGCACGAUAGGAAGGGAAGGCAGGUCAUUGAGGGGAACAGGAAUGCGUAUGAUGUGGUGCUGAAGGAUCUGGAGCCUCCCAUCAUUGCUCGUUUUGUCCGCUUUAUGCCUGUGACAGACCACUCUAUGAUUGUAUGCAUGAGAGUGGAGCUCUACGGCUGUGAAUGGCUGGAUGGCCUGGUGUCUUACAGCAUUCCAGAUGGGCACCAAAUGAUCUACAGAGGCCUAGAUGUCUACUUUAAUGACUCUGUUUAUGAUGGAAUAUCAGCUGAAAGACUGACAAAGGGCCUCGGUCAGCUGACAGACGGCACAUGGGGUCUGGAUGAUUUUCUCCACAGCCACAUAUACGGCAUGUGGCCAGGGUACGACUAUGUGGGCUGGAGCAACAGGAGCUUCCCCAAAGGUUACGUGGAGAUGAUCUUUGAGUUUGACCGUGUGCGAAACUUCACCUCCAUGAAGGUUCACUGUAAUAACAUGUUCAGUCGAGGGGUGAGGAUGUUCAGACAGGCCAGCUGUUACUUCCGCUCAGGAUCAGAAUGGGAGGCUGACCCGGUGACUUUCAAGCCCACUGUUGACCGCGUGAGCCAAAGCGCCCGUUUUGUCACAGUGUCCCUCGGUGACCGCACAGCCAGCACCAUCAAAUGCCGUUUCCACUUCAGUGACCUUUGGAUGCUGUUCAGCGAGGUGGCCUUCCAGUCAGGCUCAGCAGUGUACAAUACAUCUCUGACUUCUCGCAAACGAGGACACCCCACAAACACACUACCAGGGGAUGAUCCUACUCAUAAAGUGGAUGACAGCAACACCAGGAUCCUGAUUGGCUGCUUGGUGGCUAUCAUUGCCAUCCUAUCGGCUAUUAUAGUCAUCAUCCUGUGGAGGCAAGUCUGGCAAAAGAUGCUUGAAAAGGCAUCUCGUCGCAUGCUAGAUGAUGAACUCACAGCUCGUCUUGCGGUCCAGACCCAGGCCUUCUCCUCCCACCACUCCUCUCUAAUCAGUGAGAGUGGCUCCACCUCCAACUCCACCUAUGAGAGAAUCUUCCCCCUCUGCGCCGACUACCAGGAGCCUUCACGCCUUAUUCGGAAACUACCUGAGUUCGCUCAGUCCACCGAACAUCUUGGUAAGAUGGUGAAAGCACAAUGCAUUAAAUACUGUGAAGGGUUGGCUUGCGCUAUAGCUGCUGUAGUGUGUGUAUUUGUGUGUUCCACAUUAGGACCGAGCACUUCCUGUAAAACCCUUGCAACCAGUGGUUCAGACAGUGCCCCCCACUAUGCGGAGGCUGACAUCAUCAGCCUUCAGGAGUCUGCAGACAACAGCACCUACCCCAUCACAGCCGUCAACAUGAAUCUCUUUGCUGGCAAAGAUUCGUCCAUGAGAGAGUUCCCCAGACACAAGCUCACCUUCAAGGAGAAACUGGGAGAGGGCCAGUUUGGAGAAGUGCACUUGUGUGAGGCCGAGGGCAUGCAGGACUUUUUGGAUGAGGAUUUGUCUAUAGAGGGAAACAAUGAGUCACCUCUGCUGGUUGCUGUGAAAACACUGCGGGAAGACGCCAACAAGAAUGCAAGGAACGACUUCCUGAAAGAGAUCCGAAUCAUGUCUCGUCUGAGGGAUCCCAACAUUGUCCGUCUGCUGGCGGUGUGUGUGGACACAGACCCACUGUGUAUGAUCACUGAGUACAUGGAAAAUGGAGACCUGAACCAGUUCCUCUGCAAUCUCAGACUGAAAGAAGCUGCUGAUGAAGACAAGACAGAACAGGUGCAAAAAGAGGGGAAGAGCAUGGUCAGUAAACUAAUUGGCAUGGCUGUGCAGAUUGCAUCCGGUAUGAAGUAUUUGUCCUCUCUCAACUUUGUCCACCGUGAUCUGGCGACCCGCAACUGCCUGGUCGGUAAGAACUACACCAUAAAGAUCGCUGAUUUUGGCAUGAGUCGGAAUCUGUAUAGGGGAGACUACUACAGAAUCCAGGGCCGGGCUGUGCUGCCCAUUCGCUGGAUGUCCUGGGAGAGCAUCCUACUGGGUAAAUUCACCAUGGCCAGUGAUGUGUGGGCAUUCGGUGUGACUCUGUGGGAGAUUCUGACUCUGUGUAAGGAACAGCCUUACUCCCAGCUCUCUGACGAGCAGGUCAUUGAAAACACAGGCGAGUUCUUCAGGGACCAGAGCAAGCAGGUGUACCUGCCAAAGCCACCCUGUUGUCCUGAAAGAGUCUACAACGAUCUCAUGCUGAGCUGCUGGAGGAGGAACGCCAAGCAGAGGCCGAGCUUUCAGGAUAUACACGCUCAGCUGUUGGAGAGCCUGCCGUAGCAGAUGGAACAGAUGAUUUCCCUCUGCCAUGCACUUUUGUUCCCAUUUAUUUAGAAUUCAUUUGGAGUCAGAAACAGCCUAUUAAAUGUUUUCCAUUUGCUUGUCAAGAUGGUGCUGUAAAUAACAAGAUACAAGCAGAGGGUAUACACUUGAACAGAGCCUUAUAUUUUAGAUAUCAUGCAACGUAGCACUAUUCACACGGUGUAUUCACACCUCUGUGUAUUUAUUCAUGUCUUUGUAUUUCCUAUGCUGUCUAUUUAUAGAGUACUCAACAGUAAUUAUAGGUUUUGAAACAGAAUUGUGGAUUUUUUUAUUUUCAUUUCUUUUCCAUGCAUACAUCUUCUAUUGCACAUUUAUGUCAAUACAGCUAUGUGACCUUUUAGGAUGUUUAUAUAUUUUUCAUUUUACAUUUUAUGAUGAAGAGAUCACAUGACUGUUGUCUGGAUGAGAGGUGUUUUUUUUUUUACUCUGCAGCAGUUCACUGACAUGUUUUAUAAACAUGCUUCUGUCCCUUUGCAGAAAUAAAUUACCUGUAGCCUAUAUUGUUUAAUAGUUACACUUUUUUAAUAGCUGUCAAACCAAAGAUAUACAUGUAAAUAAAGAAUAAAAUGAA
Molecule: messenger RNA, 3590 nt
Organism: Micropterus salmoides (largemouth bass)
Lineage: Eukaryota; Metazoa; Chordata; Actinopteri; Centrarchiformes; Centrarchidae
Product: discoidin domain-containing receptor 2-like
Exons: 16
Coding region: 284-2977 (897 amino acids)
Biological process (GO): cell surface receptor protein tyrosine kinase signaling pathway; multicellular organism development; positive regulation of kinase activity
Cellular component (GO): signaling receptor complex; membrane
Molecular function (GO): ATP binding; protein tyrosine kinase collagen receptor activity; collagen binding
Source: RefSeq, a predicted model, not a curated record